Messenger RNA from Rhododendron vialii, 1801 nucleotides. RefSeq names its product cytosolic sulfotransferase 12-like. NCBI's taxonomy places the organism in Eukaryota, Viridiplantae, Streptophyta, Magnoliopsida, Ericales, Ericaceae. Gene Ontology annotation, biological process: sulfation. The coding region runs from base 408 to 1379 and encodes 323 amino acids. Gene Ontology annotation, molecular function: sulfotransferase activity. The transcript has 2 exons. The record is from RefSeq and is a predicted model, not a curated record. Gene Ontology annotation, cellular component: cytoplasm.
UGUUCGUAGAAAACAGAGCACACUUGUUGUUAGAAAACAGAGCACAACUGUUGUUUAGAAAAUAGAUUACGGUAUGGUAGAAGAUGAAAGAUUGACUACAACAACAUAGCAGAGAGAGAGAGAGAGAGAGAGAGAGAAAGAGAACUGAAGGCUGAAGAUGAGGAGGAACGAAGAACCCAAAAACCCUAGGUCUGACGUCUGAUGUCGGCUGCUUUCUAUUGCACAGAAGUUGUAAAUCCCUCCUCUCUUGCCAGAUGAUCAAGUGAACCUCAUUUUACAUCUUUUCCAAGUGAAGAUGAAGGCAACACAGCUCCAUGAUUUGUAGAAACACAAUUGCUACAUUUGGUUACUCACCCUCUCUCUGUCUUCCUAUCCACUGAAGGAAUCAGUACACUUUCGAUUCCCGUAUGGAAACUGGUCUUCAAGGCUUCCACGAAGACACAAGCUUCUUGUCCACUCUACCCAAAACAAAAUGGAAGUUGGGGGGAGACAUGACUAUCCUCCAAUGGAAGGGCUUCUGGCUUCUGCCUGAUGUUGUAAAAUCUGUGAUUUCCAUUGAAAAUCACUUCAAUCCCAUCCCAUCUGAUAUACUCCUUGUUUCGUUCCCUAAAACCGGUACGACAUGGCUAAAAGCUCUCACCGCUACAAUACUUGGCCACAGUUCAUAUCCAAAGAGCCAUUCCCGAACCGAUCCACUGCAAACCCGAAGCCCCCAUGAACUCAUCCCCUUUCUCGAAUUGGAGACUUUCGGGCAAAACCAACCUCGAGAUAUUAACCAAUUUCCUUCUCCGAGGGUGUUCAGCACCCAUUCCCCUUACUCAGCAUUGCCCGAAUCGAUAAAGAACUCCGGUUGCCGUAUCAUCUACAUCUCUCGAAAUCCAGCUGAUGCUUUUGUUUCCGGUUGGCAUUUCUUUAAAAGGAUGUUUGGCAGCGAAAUCCCGUUGGAAGAGGCUUUUGAUGACUUCUGUAAGGGAACUGUUCCGAGAGGUCCAUUCGUGGACCAUGUGUUAGAGUAUUGGCUUCAGAGAGAGAAAGAGAAUGUGUUGUUCGUAACGUAUGAGGAGUUGACGGAGGACCCGAAUGUGCACGUGAGGAGAAUCACCGAGUUCUUGGGAUGUAGCUUGAGUGCUGAUGAGGUUGAGCAAGUGGUGUGGAAGUGCAGCUACGCGAGGCUUAGUAAAUUGGGCGUUAAUAAUGGGGACGAAGAAAGAGUCAAUUUUUCGGGGAUGAAGUUGAGUUCGUUUUUCCGGAGCGGAGUUGUCGGAGAUGGGAAGAAGCUUUUGAGUCCUGAGAUGGUGGAAAGGAUUGAAACUCUCGCAAAACAGAAGUGGGAAGGCUCUGGUUUGGAACUUAAAAUGUUCGUCGCUUAUCGAGCCUAAUUCCGUGAAAUCAUUGGAUGAAAAUUCAAGUCGAAUAUGGGAGUACCAUCCAAGUGUGUGUUGUGUAUGUACAAGCAUGAAAAAAUUUCAGUGCGGGUGGAUAUCACAUGGUGUCCGCUCGGCGCAUCUGAGUCGUCUAUUGUGUUUUUGGACGGCUCGGAUUUUAAGAAAAAAAAAGGAGAAAUUGUUGGGUGAGCAAAGAGAGAGGGUUUCAAUCCGAACAGUCUAAAAGUGUAUUAGCGGCCCAGAUGUGCCGAUCGGGUAGCACAUGGGAUAUACCCACCCGGCACUGAAAAAUUUCUCGUACAAGCAUUUGUAUAUGUAAUAAAGUUUGUGUUCCUCCGCUGCAUGUGUGCUCAACAAAUCUAGCUACACUAUGCCUAUUUUACAUGGAAAAAAGAAAAUUUUCAAUUGUUUUCCGG